UGGGUAACGGAGAUGAUACAGGAUGGGUAACGGAGAUGAUACAGGGUGGGUAACGGAGAUGAUACAGGGUGGGUAAGGGAGAUGAUACAGGGUGGGUAACGGAGACGAUACAGGGUGGGUAACGGAGAUGAUACAGGGUGGGUAACGGAGAUGAUACAGGAUGGGUAACAGAGAUGAUACAGGGUGGGUAACAGAGAUGAUACAUGGUGGGUAACGGAGACGAUACAGGUGACAGUAGGGAAAUGACCUUCCAUGAACUGUUCAAGCACAUCCCGAUUGUAGGCCCAUGCUAUGACCUGCGCUCUGCUACUGUUUACCUUCAAGAUGAAAAUGAAGACAUGGCGAAGGAUCGGGCGAAGAGUGCUGGUAUUGGAUUUGCCGCUGAUUUUAUCGUUAUCGCAAUUGCAGUCACUACAGGCGGAGGUUCCAUUGGAAAGAAUAUGAUCCUGGGAACUUUAGCAGCAGCUUUCGGGACAAGAUUAAUCUUCUUGUAUGGUGUGUACCCAAAGCUGUCGGGAGACCCCGACGAGUAGGUGCAUAUCCUUAAGGAAACAUAUCCUUAAUCAUGUGAACAAAUUCUCCUCAUGUCCAGAGACCGACAAAGUGAUUAUGGACUUAAAUGUUAGGUGAUUUGCGAUAAUGAAAACUGUACAUCAACAGAACAGAUGUUCAAUUGAUAUGAUGACAUAAAGUAUGAGACAAAUAUUAAAUCUUCUCAACAUUGAUGUCAUGGAGUUUCAUUUGAUCCUAAAUCUUAAAUUCUUGCUAAUCGUCCUUUCUAAUGCAAUGAUCUGUCAGGAAUCGUAUUGAAGUUUUCCUUAACAUGUGGUCAGUAAUACACAAAUAAACAUAUACGUUCUCUU
This is a messenger RNA of Haliotis rubra (blacklip abalone), 863 nucleotides long. RefSeq lists its product as uncharacterized. The transcript is spliced from 2 exons. Bases 204 to 533 code for a protein of 109 amino acids. Lineage: Eukaryota; Metazoa; Mollusca; Gastropoda; Lepetellida; Haliotidae. The record is from RefSeq and is a predicted model, not a curated record.